UCACAAUCCCACCAAGUCCCGUCACGUGAUUUCUCGUUCACGAACUUUCUGCUUUGAAUUUUACCUACUCUUCCUUUGCAGAACAACUUCCCACAGUUCCUUGUAAAGCUCUACCCUUUCCCUAAACAUUCCACCCACAUCAGCGCCAAUUUAUUCCCAAUUUGGGUUCCUUCAUUACAACCUCCAUCAGCCAUCAUGAACCCAUACUACACCACUCAACCGACCAUGUCCAUGUCCGCCCCGAACAUGUCGCCGGACCCGAACUUCCACUUCCCGGCCACACUCAACACGGCUCCCAAUCCGCUUCACAAGCGGGCUCUCCACCAUCCCGCUGCUGAACGCACUACGCCACAUGCUGCCAAGCCGGGACCUCUGUCUAAAUCCCAGUUCAGGCGCCGUAAGCAUACCGUAUCUGCAGGUAUCCGGGAGCGUUUUUUCGACUCAAAGGCUCGAGUGGGGAAUGGGAAUGAAGGGAGGAAGGAGAGAAAAAAAUCCCCGUACAAAGAUUGGCAUGCAGAAUUCUUUGCGUUGAAAGCGCAGAUUGAAUCCAUCUUGCGUGCGCGCAACGAGCAAGCAAACGGAACCCAGGCCAAGACAUGUGAUACCACACGUUGCAGUCGUCCAAUUUAUAUCAGGGUUGAUCCUGGAGUCCGCUUCGAAUUUGUGAUGAAGCAAGGUUUAUUUGUGCCACUGAAAGUGGGCUGCGGGGAAGGAUAUGGGGUUGCCGAUGUGAUGGGUAAGUGUGUAGGUAUGGGUGGGAGUGGUGGGGAAGAGAGAGGUGGAGAUGAAGAAGGGGUUGAUAGGGGAACUGGUAGUGAGGAGUCUAAUGGUGAUGAAAUGUCUGAGGAUGAAGGUAGUGAGGUGAACGGGUGGAGCGACGGUGGCGAUAGCGAUGUUGUGGGAACGGUUGAAGUUUGAUCUAAAGGCCUUGGAGAGCUAUCUUAAGGUGGAAUUUGUUGUUGUGAAGUUUCCAUUAGCCUCCUCACCUUGUUAAUGAUAGAGCCAAGUUC
Lindgomyces ingoldianus is the source of this 1010-nucleotide messenger RNA. RefSeq lists its product as uncharacterized. Lineage: Eukaryota; Fungi; Ascomycota; Dothideomycetes; Pleosporales; Lindgomycetaceae. The record is from RefSeq and is a predicted model, not a curated record. The transcript has a single exon. The coding region runs from base 196 to 918 and encodes 240 amino acids.